Molecule: messenger RNA, 3940 nt
Organism: Lates calcarifer (barramundi perch)
Lineage: Eukaryota; Metazoa; Chordata; Actinopteri; Centropomidae
Gene: plk3
Product: polo-like kinase 3 (Drosophila)
Exons: 15
Coding region: 147-2150 (667 amino acids)
Biological process (GO): Golgi disassembly; regulation of cytokinesis; protein phosphorylation
Cellular component (GO): nucleus; centrosome; spindle pole
Molecular function (GO): ATP binding; protein binding; protein serine/threonine kinase activity
Source: RefSeq, a predicted model, not a curated record
GAGCCGAGCCCAGAGACACGCCAGAUGGAUACAGUUGGAAGGAGCGGACGCAUCGCUACGCACCAGACCGACUAGUGAGACGAAAUAAGCGAAAGGGAUACACAUACACGCACGCACGAACUGAUCAUUUUCUACCACUGUGCUCGAUGGAUACCGGUUGUUUCAGCGCGGCGCAGCGUAUUUCGUGCCACGCCAUGAAUGCGGAUUUAUUUAAGUCCGUUCCGGAGCGUGGACCCCAACAGUCCUCUGCCCCGGUGAAAACCAGCAGGAAUAAACCUGAACAAACCAAACCAGAGCUGGCCCAGGUGGUGACAGACUCCAAGACGGGAAGAUCUUACAGUAAAGGGAAGCUUUUGGGAAAGGGUGGCUUUGCUCGAUGCUACGAGAUGACAGACCUCUCCACCAACAAAAUGUAUGCUGUGAAGGUGAUUCCACAGAGCAGGGUGUCCAAACCACACCAGAGGGACAAGAUCACGAACGAGAUCGAGCUACACAAAACCCUGUCACACAAGCAUGUGGUGAAAUUCUCUCAUCACUUCGAAGACCAAGAAAACAUCUAUAUAUUCCUUGAACUCUGCAGUCGGAAGUCCCUAGCACACAUUUGGAAGGCCAGACACACACUCACGGAGCCAGAAGUGCGAUAUUACCUCAGACAGAUCAUAUCCGGCCUCAAGUACCUCCACAGCAGAGGAAUCCUGCACAGAGAUCUCAAACUAGGCAACUUCUUUGUCAACGAGAACAUGGAACUGCGGCUGGGAGACUUCGGACUCGCUGCCAAGCUAGAGACAGUCGAACAGAGGAAAAAAACAAUUUGUGGGACUCCCAAUUAUUUGGCCCCUGAGGUGCUCAACAGACAGGGCCAUGGCACAGAGUCUGACGUUUGGUCUCUCGGAUGCGUCAUGUACACGCUGAUGUGUGGCAGCCCUCCCUUUGAGACUCUGGACCUGAAGGAGACCUACAAGUGCAUAAAGGAAGUUCGGUACAACCUGCCCUCCACGCUUUCCCCCGCCGCACAGAAACUCAUCUCAGGCAUCCUGCAGAAGAACCCCAGCGACAGACUCACACUGGAUCAAAUCCUCAACCACGAAUUCUUCACCAAAGGUUUCACUCCUGAUAAGCUUCCCCCCAGCAGUUGUGUGAUGGUGCCAGAGCUCCACCCCCCAAGCCCUGCCAAGAAAUUCUUCACUAAAAUGGCCAAGAGCUUGUUUGGCAAGAAGAAAGCAAAAGUGGAGAAGAUUCCAUGUGAGGAUAAAGAUGACAAGGACAUUUCCAAACUGGUGUCAGGCAUCGUUAAAUGUUCAAUCAACCGCCAGAUCAGCUACAAGACAGUGGGACCAAAUGAGGUGCCCUCUCCCACCGGUCAGCUGGUCAGCUCUGUGCCUCUGGAGCAGACUCCCGCUGAGGAGGAAUCCAGGAAAUCAAUCUCUCGCUCCUUCAAGGGCACCAUGGCCAGCAGCACUGAACCAUGCGAGGAUGUCCUGACCCCCGCAGCUGUUGCUGAAUCGGCCAUGAAAGUUCUCAACAGCUGCCUGGCCAUCAUGCCUGCAGCCACCAGAAACCCACCGUGUUUGUCAAGACCACAGUCCUUCCUGUGGGUGACCAAAUGGGUCGACUACUCAAACAAAUAUGGCUUUGGCUACCAGCUGUCCAACCAAAGUAUUGGCGUGCUCUUCAAUGAGGGAACACAUCUCAGCCUUUGUGACCAACGCAAGACAGUCCACUACUGCUUGACUAACAAUAAACACUUCAGUUUCCCUGCCAACUCUCUACCUGAGCAGCUCCGCAGCCAGAAACAAAUUGUAGAGCUAAUGGCCAACUACAUGGAAGAGAACCUCAUGGAGGGUGGAGAUGUACAUUGUGAGGAACAGGUCUCAAGUGCUCCUCCUCUGCUGCUGCAGUGGGUGAAGACUGACCACGCUCUUGUCAUGCUCUUCAACAAUGGCACUCUACAGGUUAACUUCUACACAGAUCACACCAAGAUUAUCCUGUGCAAGUCAUCUGAUGACUCCUACUUACUCACCUACAUCAGUCGGGAACGCGUCUCAUACACUUACCUCCUCAGCAUGCUGAAUGAGAUGGGCUGCACCCCCGAGCUACGACACCGACUCCGAUAUGUGGUGCAGCUGCUCCAGCACCACACUGAUGCCUGAGAGCACGGCUCAGUGCCUCCCAGGCUGCCUAAGUGGCAGAUGCCCUAGAGGCAACCUGAAUGGUUAACACCUUUUCUUAGGCAGCCUGACUGGUUGAUAUCAUUUCUCAAGCCAGUGCUGGGUGCCUGUUCAGUUGACUGAUGUGAAGGCUGCUCAACUCCUCUGAGCAAUAUUCUUGUCUCGACUGGUGCUUAGGCUGCUGAUUAUCAAAAAGAUUGACCUUGAUGAACAUCAAGCAGUCAGGAAGUUGCCCAAUGCAGCAUCUGCCUCCAAAGGUUUGUGCCUGUCCAGCUUAUGCCUCCAAGGUAUCCACCUGGAAGGUAUUGAUACCUAAAAUAAGAGACUUCUACCUGGCCUGAAAUGAUGGAUUCCUCAAAGGCAGAUGCCUAAAUGAAAACUCCAAAUUAACUUCCCUCACUCACUCUAAACCACUGCUUCUUGGCUGGAUUUUUUUAAAGCCACCACCCAACCCUGCAGCUUUCAGCUUCCCCUGAUAGCCGAUAACCCAGGCAUGGUUUCUCAAAGGUAUCUAAACACUAAAGUUGUCAUGUUUGCUUGCAACGGAACAUGGAUAAUCUUGCAGCUGGAAUCCUUUCAGUAUUUUAGCAGCAAGGUCAUUUACGCCGUUGACUUGCAGCGGACCUGUGAUCUUACAGCAGAGAUGCUUUGGGAAGAAGUGUGGUUUGAUGGGAGAGGGAGAGAAAGAGAGAGACCCUCCUACCCUCGGCUGGUUUCUGGCCUCUUUGGACUAUGGUGCACACAUUCAUUUUUUCCCCCUCUUUUUUUAAACAAAUUAUAUGAGCCAGCUAUAGGAUCACACUACGAUCUUGACCUCACAUGCACAAUUAACAUUCCUGGCCUUAUUUGAUGACAGUGAUGCUAAAGGUUGGAGAGUCAUUGCCUCUUCUGCUCCAACAUCACUUUUGUAUUUUUGUUAGUUAUUAGAAACAAACUUCACUGACGUGGUACACAGUGUAUUAAAGGGGCUACGGGAGCAACACAAUUUUGCACUUUUUUUUUCUUUUCUUUGUAAAUUCAUCUGGAAAGCAAAACCUUUUACUACCACUUGUUAUGUUUUAUUUGUUUUUAAACGAGAUACCAAAAGGCAUUUUCUUUGUUGGUUUUUAAAGUGAUUCAGUUUUAAAUUCACGUACAGUAGGUGAAUGUGUGUGUGUGCCACACGUGCUGGUAAACAAAACUGUUGGAAUAUGAGGGUUGGGAGGGGGGUGGGGAUAAAAGUGCCUUUCUGAGGGAUGUCUGUUUAGUGCAAUAACAACCCUUUGUGAAUGUCAAGCUGGAUACAAACAAGAUUUGAGAUGGGUUUUACAGGUGGGAUUUACUUUUGUACUUUGAGUCAAGUUUAAAAGUAAAUCCACUAGCACUACACUCUCACUACCUGGUAUAAGCUUUUAGAACAACUGGUAACAUAAGUAUAUAUCCCAGUAAUAUCUACUAUGGAAAAAAGAAAACAUUGUACUCCAUUGUACUGUAAUCCUUAUUGGUUUACAUUGCUUUCUCAACCCAGAGUUGUAUCCUAAAAACUGUGACCUGGAAUGCAAGUAUUACGUACGUGUUUUCAAAAAACCCAACAUUGUGAAAGCCAUCUGCCAAUUCAGAAGAGUCUUUAUUUUUUGGCACAUAAUGUCUUGUUUAUUUAUUUUUUAUUUAUACAUGUUUUUUUUAUUUAUUGUUGUGUAAAUGUUAGUCUUGACACAAGGAAUUCAGAUCACCUUUUGUAUGUAACGUAUUUGGGGGAAAAUGGGACAAAAAUAAAGUUUAUUGAAAAUGAA